Molecule: messenger RNA, 4173 nt
Organism: Phymastichus coffea
Lineage: Eukaryota; Metazoa; Arthropoda; Insecta; Hymenoptera; Eulophidae
Product: myogenesis-regulating glycosidase
Exons: 10
Coding region: 361-3432 (1023 amino acids)
Biological process (GO): carbohydrate metabolic process
Molecular function (GO): hydrolase activity, hydrolyzing O-glycosyl compounds
Source: RefSeq, a predicted model, not a curated record
UAAACAGCAAUAUUAUAUAGAGCUGGCACAAGCCGCAUCGCCACGUGACGCAACGCUCGAUAAUUGGCGCGAAGCAUCGGAAAGCGAGGCGCUAAGUGGCUCGCGCUAAGAGCCAUCCGCCGGAGUGGCCACCCCGGGCCGGAAUGGGAGUCGAGAGCGGAAUGCGCGCCGGAGCGGCGAGGAGCAGGUGGAAGAGGCGCGUGGACGGCAGGACGGGCGGUGGAGAACGCGCCAAGGAGAGAUAGGCCGAGCGCGCUCGGCGAGGCGCCCGCCCACGGAUCAGAGCCGCAGCAGCGUCGCUCGGAGGAGCAGAGCCGCUCCUUGCUUGCUCGCCCACCGCACGCGCCCGCCGCAUGGACCAUGGACCGCAUCCGCAAGAAGAGGAGGCCCGCCAAGAACAAGAGGGUGCUGCUCUCGAUCGUCGACCCGUGGGACGUGAGCGUGGCGUCGGUGGACGGACGCCUCGAUUGGGCCUCGAACGGCGACGAGCGGCACCGACGGAGCGCUUCCUCGCUCGCAUCCAGCAGCCCUCGGACGCCCUGGCCCUGGUACAAGCCCGCCAGCUACUCCGGCGCGUCGACCGGCGCCCACAGGCCGAGCGGCGACGGCAGCGGUGGCAGCAGCGGCGGCGGCCGAGCUACCGCGGAUGUUCCAAUUAAGCCGCGGGCCGACGCUGCCGAGGCUGCGGGCAGCAGCAGAGGCGACGGACCCGCAGAGGCAGCAGCCGCCAGUCGCGAUGGCGCGCGCGGACGGCUGAGCGACAGAUCGUUCAUCCGCAGCCUCGUCGAGGAGCUGGUGCGCGCCAGGUACCAGUCCACGCCGACGCUGCAGCGCAGGCGCCGGCGGCGCGCCAGGCCCAUCCCGCUGCCCGUCAGCAGCGCCGAUCACUCAGGCAACGGCGGAUCUUCGGUGCUCACCGACGAUUGCUUUUGGACGAGAAGCUCAAUAAUCGACGAGAAGGGCGAUCAUCGCGCGAUCGGAGAGGAUCGUCCGAUCGACGACACUCGCAAGCUGAGCUUAUCGAUGCCGACCAAACUCGAUGCUAUGGAAGAUCUUCGCAUUGGAAGUAAACAGGGAGAGUCGCUGAAAUUUCCGAGGAGAGAAAGUGAGAGCAGCGCGACCUUCAGUAACAGCGGCUCCACUCUGAAUGGGAGCACACUGGGCUCGGAGACCGAAGAUGAGGGGAACGAGGAAGAAGCCUCCAAGGUGCCGCUGCAGAGUCGGGCGCAGGCGGCGAGCUCGGCCUCGGCCGCGAACUCCAGGAGGACGAACGGCGAGCCGGAAUACCCAAACGUGCAGAGCACGAACUCGACGAUCACGAGCGUGAACAGCAUCAGCAGCCUGCUGAAGGAGAAGCUGCAGUGGACGAUACCUCAGGCCCUGCGCAGCAGCAAGAAGAGGCAAAGGGCCGACUACAGGCUGCGCGGCUUCGUCGGGUUCCUCUUCCUGUGCGUGGUGUUCCUGGUGGGCUUCGCGCACAUCUACUACAGCCGGCACGUGCUGCAGCGCGCCUACUUCGACAAGUUCAGGUUCAACAAGAACGAGCGGCUGCUGCACGUGUACAACGGCGCGGGUGCGGAGAUCAUCGCGGCGCGGCUGGGCGUGGGCAUCCCCUCGGACACGGGCGUGUUCUCGUGCCUGCCGCAGCAGCAGCGCCCGGGCGCCGUGUGCCUCGAGUGGCUGCAGCACUCGCGGCUGUACCUCGGGCACACGCGGCGCGACUCGAUCGACUGCUACCACGUGACCUGGCAGAGCCUGGCCGUGGGCGUGAGCCCGCAGGACUGCUUCGACUGGUCGCCGAAGCGCGGCCACUGGUACGGCGCCGGCCAGAUCCAGAACGUGGCCUACCCGCUGGAGCAGGGCCGGCUGGAGGCCAGCCCCUUCAUCACGGGCGACGUGCGCCGUCACCCGUUCGGCAACGUGCUCAAGCGCUACUUCAUCAACUCGAAGGGCGCGAGCGUGACGGUGGACCCGCAGACGCCGCUCUACGUGUCGAUCAACGUCACGCGCACCAAGGAGAUGUGCCUGAUGGCCAAGCACGACGCGUUCGCGUACAUCAACCACCUGAGUCCGCGGCCGCAGCUCAACUACAGCAUCUGCGCCGGCGACAACAUGCGCAGCCUGCACGCGCUCACGGCCGAGAAGUUCCUGUGGGACGGGCUGCGCCCGGACGAGCUGCAGGCGGUGCACUCGCUGCUGACCGAGCCGGUCUGGCAGGUCUCGCCGACCAACGAGGCCGACGUCUACAACUACACCGAGGACGUGAUCGCGCUGGGCUUCCUGCGCCAGGGCCACGUGCUGCUGAGCGAGCGCUGGCAGCCCAGCUCCGGCGACUUCGCGCUCGACGAGAGCCGCUUCCGCUCCAUGAACAACACCAUCGACGUGAUCCACCGGCGCGGCUUCCGCAUCGCGCUCGCGCUGCAGCCCUUCAUCUCCACCGAGUCGCGCAACUUCCGCGAGGCGGUCGACUCGCGGCUGCUGAUCUCGGAGCGCGGCAGCGACCCGCGCAUCCCCGCGCUCACGCGCUACGGCCAGUUGAACAGCGCCGGCGUGCUCGACAUCACCGGCAACCGCACGCUGCCCUGGCUGCGCGCCAAACUGCAGGGCCUGGUGGAGCGCUACCGCGUGGACGCGUUCUACCUGGACCUGGGCACCGCGCAGGACAUGCCGCACUACUACCAGUGCGAGCGCCCGCUGGCCAACCCGGACCACUACAAGACCCUCUUCAUCGACGCGAUCCUGGCCGCGGUGCCCGUCAUCGGCGUGUCCGGCGCGAUCGCGCGCCCGCGCGCCCCGGUCUUCGUCUCGCUGCCGCCCUUCCCCUCCUCCUGGAAGGCCAUCAAGACGGUCAUCCCCACGGUGCUCAGCUACGGCAUCAUCGGCUACUCGUUCGUCAUGCCCGGCGCCGUGGGCGGCGACGUCGCGCUGCCCAUGUCCGACAACAACCCCGACAACGACUUCGAGGUGAACCUGCCCGACAAGGAGCUGUACGUCAGGUGGCUGCAGCUGUCCACCUUCCUGCCGGUCAUCCGCUUCACCCACCUGCCCAGCAAGUACGCGGACGAGAGCGUGCUCGAGAUCGCCAAGAGCCUGACCACCCUGCGCCAGAAGCACGUCACGCCCCGGCUCAAGAAGUACGCCAACAUCACGCUCGACACCGGCCUGCCGAUUAUCCGGCCGCUCUGGAUGCUCGACCCCAGCGACCCGGCCUGCCACCUCGUCGUCGACGAGUUCUCCGUCGGCGACGAGAUCAUCGUCGCGCCCAUCCUGCACUCGGGCAGCAGGCAGCGCGAGGUCUACCUGCCCGCGGGCGUCUGGAAGGACGGCAUCGACCAGAGCUUGAGGAAGGGCUCGCGCUGGCUCCACCAGUACAGGGUGGCCGAGGACAAGAUCGCCUACUUCAUCAAGAUGCCCGCCGACAUGAGGUUCUAGUUGCCGCGCCAAAGACUGCCUCUCCGCCUCGCAGCCGCACUCGUCGUUGCGCGCGACCGCGACUCCUCUUCGUCGCCUUCCAAAGCCUUCUUAGCUUAAUUAAUCUUUCUUAAUUUUACGCGUGCCUCCGUUCGCCACCGUUUCGGCACGUUAUCUGCUCGGUCGCGAGAUUCGAACUACCGAGGCCAUCUUGCUUCCGAAGCUGUCCGAAUCCCACUCCGAUAUGUCGAUAAAAACGAAAGCGAAAACGUCGUGAUUCGCGUUUUCUUUAUUUUGCACUCGUGAAAAGCCACGUGUGACGCCCGCGGUCCGAGUUCGAAUUCAGAUUUUCCGCUAAAUUAUUCAUCGAAAGCCACACUUGGUUUUAUUUUCUCGUGGAAGAACUUGGAAACAACGCAAUCCUCAAUGACGCGUACCAGAUUGAUAUUUCUAGUCGGGUGCUGCCACGCGAUUUCUCGAAUUCCGAUAAGAAAACUUGGAGCAACAAAAAUCGAGUUUGUAGAAUCCGAAUUCACUUCGAGGGGCCCAGCCUAAAAGGCAUCCAAUGUCACACGGAAUAGUAAUGAUAAUAGAAAAAUGAGAAGGUUCGACCGAAAUGAGAAAUUGUAGAAACGGUGCCGAACGAAGGCUUUGUCACUGGUUAUGAAUUUAUGUCAAUUGAGUUCGAAAGUGUUUUUAGUUAUCAGACAAAGUCUUCAUUGUCACUUUGAUAUAUAACAUGUGAAGAAGAUAACGACAUUG